This is a messenger RNA of Aricia agestis (brown argus), 2095 nucleotides long. RefSeq lists its product as uncharacterized. NCBI's taxonomy places the organism in Eukaryota, Metazoa, Arthropoda, Insecta, Lepidoptera, Lycaenidae. The coding region runs from base 130 to 1530 and encodes 466 amino acids. The transcript is spliced from 9 exons. Gene Ontology annotation, molecular function: receptor ligand activity; tumor necrosis factor receptor binding. Gene Ontology annotation, biological process: immune response. The record is from RefSeq and is a predicted model, not a curated record. Gene Ontology annotation, cellular component: membrane.
GCACUGCGCCGGCGCACGGCAUUCGGCCUUGCCCAGUCUCGCUGCGCGCCCGCGUCGCUCCGGGUCCGUGCACGUGCGCGAAGUAAAUAAUGCCUUGAUACGAGGUAUCAGUGCAGUGUCUGUCGUGUGAUGGCCGAGAACCGCGCGCUCCUCCCCACCCCCACCAUGUACACGGCCGAGGUGAAGGACGCGAAGGACCUAUCCAAGAAUCUGGUGGGCGGAGACUUCGAGAGACAGUACAAGAAGACGGCGAGCUGGAGGAAGAACCUCCUCAUCAAGGUGUCGCUGGGCGUGCUGGCGGUUUGGCUGCUGGUGCUGACGGUGCUGCGGGAGGCGCAGCUGGCGCAGCUCCGCCGGGAGGUGGACAUCCUCACCGCCUCCGUCAACAAGAUCGUCGACAACCGCCUCUUCAACGAGUUCCAGACGCUAGAGGACACGAUCUACGCCGACGAGGACCAAGACAACGUGAUAGAAGCGGGCAAGAAGGACGACGGGUCCAUAGAGAAGCUGCGCGACCUCACCGUGCUGGAGGACGACAGCACCGCCGACGACGAGGACCUGUUCGACGACGACGAUGACGAGGAGAGCGGGGACUGGUACAUGGACUAUGACAGGCGGCAACAGAAGGCCGUAACCACGAACAUGGUGCGCCUGAAGCCGGAUGACUUCACGGACGCGGUGCUGCGGCGCGACUCCGUCUCCCACAUCCGCGAGAUCAAGCGCCUCCUCAACGAGAACCCAGAGAUUGACAGCGUUCUUUCAGCUCUUCCCUCGGAGAAGCCGACAGAAUCUCCUCAGGCGGAGGCUGCCGCGGCGGAGCCGUCGCCUCCGUCAGCUCCGUCACACCGGCGCGAUCGCCGCAGCUUCUUCCCCGACAGCGAGCUCGCCGCGCCCAACGUCGUCUCCAGGGUGGAUGAACGACGCAAGAGCAAGAAGUUUGUGUCGAGCAGAGACGCCGCCCUCAGAGUUCCCACCAUCUCCAGAACAGCGAGGAACAGUGAUGAUGAGGACGGGAGAAGGCCCUUCGUCGCCGCACACUUCCACGGCAACACGUCCCAUCUCAACAUGGAGGUCCACGAACAUUACAAAGGCAACGGUCUGAUCCGCGUGGCGCACGACGCGGCGCACGACGUGUGGUGGCCGGCGGCGUGGACGCUGGCGUCGCCGCACGCGCGCCCCACCCUCGCACGCAACGGCCACGUGCACGUUCACCACACGGGCGUCUACCUCGUCUAUGUCCAGAUCUACUACCUGGACAACCACGACGUGAUCUCGUGGGUGCUGCACCGGACGAGCCCCGUGACCCAGGGUCGGGAGACGCUGCUGCAGUGCGCGCUGUCAGCACCCUCGCCGCUGCGACAGGACCGACCCAACUCCUGCUUCAGUGCAUCAGCCCUGUUCCUGCGCGCGGGCGACCGGCUGGCGGUGCGCAACACGGGCGGCGAGAGACACUCCAUCAUGCAGCCGGAGAAGAGCUUCAUCGGCCUCAUCAAGCUCGCCGACGCCGACGAACCUGAUGAUGAAAUGUAGAUGCUGAUCGAUGGAACGCUUUUGAAAAUUAAACUCAAAGCUGGCCCCUAGACGAGCAAUUUCAUUGCGCAAUAACCGCGUCAAGGGUUGAUAUUGAACAUCGUGCGCCUUCAAUAUAAUUUUGUCAAAUAAACUGUUCAAUAAAAUUGAAGCGUGACAUUGCACAGAUCCAGCCGGCUUAAAAAUUCAGGUACCGCUUUAUCGUCACGUAAAUUGGUUUAAUUUUUUUGUAUUAUUUAUUUAUAGGUCAGACCUCUUUGGAGUAGUUAGGUUCAACUUUUAGUGUCAAAUGUAACUCUUUGUGAGAUGUUUGUCGGUGGCGAAAGUUUUCGCACAUGAUGAUCGCACAACUACCUAUAUAAUAUAAUAGAUCUGAAACUGGAUGAAUAUGGUGGCUUAGCUCGAUGGGGCUACUAAAUUGAUUCAAUCAAAGUUAUAAUAUUAUGUCCUAUCAGUUAUCACAAGUCCAUCGUUAUUCUAAUUUUCAAAAGCGUUAUAACUCCAGCGGGUUAAAGAUUUAUUGUUACUUAAUUUAAAACUUGUGAAUAGAAGCAGUAUAAUAUUA